Messenger RNA from Ictalurus furcatus (blue catfish), 2798 nucleotides. RefSeq names its product potassium voltage-gated channel modifier subfamily V member 1 (gene kcnv1). Bases 1257 to 2798 code for a protein of 513 amino acids. Gene Ontology annotation, cellular component: membrane; voltage-gated potassium channel complex. The record is from RefSeq and is a predicted model, not a curated record. Gene Ontology annotation, biological process: potassium ion transmembrane transport; protein homooligomerization. The transcript has 2 exons. Lineage: Eukaryota; Metazoa; Chordata; Actinopteri; Siluriformes; Ictaluridae. Gene Ontology annotation, molecular function: voltage-gated potassium channel activity; protein binding.
UCCAUGUUGUACAACACUCCAAAAUUUAGAAAGUAAGCGUUAAUAUUUAUGCAAGGCACUGUAACCUACCCAUAAAAUGACCAGUCAGUGUAAGUACAAGGCAAUAAAGUGGCUACUGAAUGUAUGUAAGAUAUUAAGAAAUGUUUAUACAUAUCCAUAGCCCAAACAUCACACACUAAGGAUGUCAUUUAGAAAGCUUGUGGAUGUUUUAGAUAGUGGGGGGGUGCCCGUUCAGUUAGUUCUCGUGAAUCGACUGCUCUGAUACACAUAGAGGAGUCGUUUAAAAAGCAGGACUCGUUCAUGAAUCGCCAAUCACGAGCUCUCAGUCGCUCCAAACCUUUAAACUGCGCGUGGACGUGAGAGCGCGCGGCACAAGUCUGGUGGCUUGGCGCACGGUCACAGGGCUGAACGGUCAACAGUAUGACCCUGCAGCUCGGCACUGGAAUAUUUUCAGCAAAUCCCUUCUCGAAUAGCCACAAGAGGGAACUGCGAAGAGGAGCAUGAGCUGUGAUCUUCAUACCUUCAACCAAAACAUCGACUUCUCUCCAAGUAGGAUGAACAGUAGUCUAAUGAAUUAUUCUCUGCUUUUUCUUACCAAAACAAUUAUGUAUUUAUCUUUCUUUUCUCGUGUGCAACCAUAGUCCACUUUUAACUAGGCUAUUAGUGUGGUUUCUUUACGUAGUGCAUGUUCUUAAUCUGAAAAAUCUGCCUUAAUUAAAGAAAUUUACCCUAAAUGAGCCUUCACUACAAUCCCCAGAACUCCAUUUUAUGAGUUAUGCCAGUUAUAUAUUUCAUAGUGUAUAUGGAGUUAUGUGAAACCACAUUUAAAUAAAAGGAAAAUGCUGCCACUACUGCUUUAUUUUGCAUCCAAAUGCUGGUUAAAUACAUGUUAUAACUUGCAGCAGCACAGUGUGUGUUCUCUAUGAUAUGAGACAUCUUUCAAGCUCUUUCAUGAGAUCUGAUUAAAAAUGCAAGCCUCAAAAUUACUAUAAUGACAAUAUUAUAGAGAGGACGUUACCCCAGAGAAUUAAUGAUUACAAGAAUAGUAGCAUUAGAGCAGUUCAUUUGGCAGGACAGCUAAAAUAUUUAAAUCUCAUUGAGCAGCUUUGAAGAAGUAGGGCACCGCCAAGGGCUUCUUCCCACCCUCUGUGUGUGAUGUGUGAUCACUCAGUGGUGGUGGUGGAGGAGGAAAAUGUUUAGGGGAUAUGCUCAUUCAGUGAGUGAUGCUCAAUUAUACAUGAGAAAACCCCCCACAAAUGACAAAAUUGAUAAUUAUUUUAUUGCAUUCAUUUAAUUUGUUCAUUUUCUGUUUGCAAAGGCUGUACACUAUCCAGAUCACUAUGAUUAGUGAUGCAUCAACUGCAGCAGAGUUCUAUGGGGACAGUGCCUCAGUGUUGUCUCAGGAUUCCAGUGUAUUCUUCAGUGAACCCCCUCCACCAACUGACAAUCCGCUGGACUUCUUCAUCAUUAAUGUCGGAGGAAGCCGCUACAUUCUCUCUCAGGAGCUGCUGGCCUCUCACCCAGAGACACGCCUGGGCAAGCUGGCUCUCUCCACACGAGAUUCGGCUUUAGACCUGUGUGAUGAUGCAGACUUUCUGGAAAAUGAAUACUUCUUUGACCGCAAUUCUCAAACCUUCCAAUACAUCAUGAACUUUUACAAGACAGGCCAUCUGCAUGUUAGAGAGGAACUAUGUGUGUUCUCCUUCCUGCAAGAAAUUGAAUAUUGGGGUAUUGAUGAGUUCCGCAUAGACCACUGUUGUAGGGACAAGUACUACCGCAAAAAGGAGAUGAAGGAAUCCAUAGAUAUUAAAAAGGAUGUCGAAAUGAAUUGUGUGGAGGAUGACUUCAGUGGAGUACUCUGUGAGGACAUUCGCCGGUGGCUCUGGGACCUGAUGGAGAAGCCGGAUUCGUCCAAGGCAGCAAAAACAUAUGGGACGUUGUCUAUGUUCUUUGUGAUCAUGUCCAUCGCGAACAUGGCUCUGAUCUCUCUGGACUUUACUAUCCUUGGUGCACCUGUCUUGGAUAUUCUUGAGUACAUCUGUAUUGUGUGGUUCACAGGGGACCUGGUGCUGAGGUUCAUGUGUGUGAAGGACAAAUGUAAAUUCAGCAGGAGUGUGGUGAACAUCAUUGACCUUCUGGCCAUCCUGCCUUUCUAUAUCACCCUAGCAGUGGAGAAUCUGCAUGGCGGGUCAACAGAAUUGGAGAACGUGGGACGGGUAGUGCAGGUCCUGCGACUGAUGAGGUCUCUUAGAAUGCUGAAACUUGGACGUCAUUCCACAGGUCUGAAGUCUUUGGGCAUGACUAUCGCUCAGUGCUAUGAGGAGGUGGGCCUGCUGAUGCUCUUCCUCUCCGUGGGCAUUUCCAUCUUUGCCAUGGUGGAGUACGCCAUUGAGCACAACAUGCCUGAGACUACAUUCACCAAUGUGCCUUGUGCCUGGUGGUGGGCCACCACAUCCAUGACCACCGUGGGUUAUGGGGACAUCCGCCCAGAGACAGCCAUUGGCAAGGUCAUAGCCUUCAUCUGCAUUCUUUCAGGCAUCCUUGUCCUCGCCCUUCCCAUUGCCAUCAUCAAUGACCGCUUCUCAUUCUGCUAUUUCACCCUGAAGAUGAAGGAGGUAGCGCUACGGCACAGUGAGGCACUGAAGCGUCUGAAGCGCAACUCAACCUCAGAUGGGAUGCAGCCAGCAGUAGGGCUAAACCUGCGUGAUGCCUAUGCCCGCAGUGUGCUAGAACUGCUGCGGCUGUACAGCAGAGGGAGGACAAGCACACGCAGCAGCGCAGGAGAAGACGUCUGGUGA